Messenger RNA from Quercus robur (English oak), 2430 nucleotides. RefSeq names its product protein POLLEN DEFECTIVE IN GUIDANCE 1. Lineage: Eukaryota; Viridiplantae; Streptophyta; Magnoliopsida; Fagales; Fagaceae. The record is from RefSeq and is a predicted model, not a curated record. The coding region runs from base 205 to 2061 and encodes 618 amino acids. The transcript has 11 exons. Gene Ontology annotation, cellular component: endoplasmic reticulum membrane. Gene Ontology annotation, biological process: maintenance of protein localization in endoplasmic reticulum.
ACACAAAGAGUAUGCAGCAGAAUUUGGGUCUCCCAGGAGUCCCACUAGACUCCAAAUUCCCCAACCUCCAGCGUUCAUACCAAAAUUCCACAGAAUCUUCCAUAUUUUGAUUCUCAUGUAUACAGAAUCUUAAUUCUUCUCAAUCCUCUUUUUUAAUUCAAUAAUAAUAAUUGUUUUUUUUUUUCUUUUUGUUUCUCGGUGGCCAUGGCGCUGAGAUCCGACGAUAGAAAAUUGUCUUUCGAGGUUCUGAGCCAAAGCAUGUCUUUCGAAGAAGACGAAUCCUUAUUCUUCUACCGCUCAAACUCAGAUCCAAUCCAAAACGGCGUCGUCGUCCAAUCCAAGCCCAAGCCCAAUCCCAAUCGCAAGAAACGGAAACACAGGCGAAAGAAACCGAUCCACUCCGAGUCCUCCAUUCGCGAAGAUCCGAUCGCCGAAGCAACACUCGAUCCCGAUACGAGCCGCACCAAUGGAUUGGAAUCGAACUGCACGCACAGUUACAGCGUCGAGAGCAGUAGCGUGUGUACGGUGGUCACGGAGCCGGAUUUCCAGAAUGUGCGCGGCGAGGGGUUCAAUUUGGGGGAGCUGCGGCAGAGGAGCGUCAGUAUCAGCGGCGCCAGUGACGACGCGGCGUCGCGGGUUGGGGGAGACAAUGAGAAGGUGAAGGAGAAGGAGAGAGAGAAGGAGGAGGAGGAGGAGGAGGAGAGCGGCGUAGAAGUGAGCUCCGCCGUGAAACAACGGGCCGAGCCGAACGGGAGUGUCGGUUCCAAGAAGUUAGAGACCGAGAAGUCAUUGGAUUGGAAGCGGCUAAUGGCGGAUGAUCCCAAUUUGUCGUUUACGGUGGACAAGUCACCAUUGAAGUACUUCAUGGAAGAAAUGUACAAUGGCAAUGCGCUACGGAACACGACGACUAUUGGUAAUGAGGUAGAGCGCGAGAGAGUUUACGAUACUAUCUUCCGCCUGCCUUGGAGAUGUGAAUUGCUUAUAGAUGUUGGCUUCUUUGUCUGCCUCGAUUCAUUUCUAUCCCUAUUAACUAUCAUGCCAACAAGGAUUGUAAUGACCUUAUGGAGGCUCCUACGCACAAGGCAGUUCAAGACGUGGUCUGCAGCAGAACUGUCUGAUUUUGGCUGUUUUCUUAUAAUUGCCUGUGGAGUCACUCUUUUGCAGCGAACAGAUAUCAGCUUAAUAUAUCACAUGAUUCGUGGUCAAGGAACAAUCAAAUUAUAUGUGGUGUACAAUGUUUUAGAGAUAUUUGAUAGACUAUGCCAAAAUUUUAAUGGGGAUGUGUUGCAAACUUUAUUUAAUUCGACGGAAGGACUAGCUAGUUGUCCACCUGAAAACCGGAGAUUAUGGGUGUGGAGAUUCAUUUUUGAUGAAGCUUUAGCCAUGGGUGCUUCAAUUGUUCAUUCUUUCAUAUUGCUAGCUCAGGCAAUUACUUUAUCUACAGUUAUCGUUGCUCACAAUAAUGCCUUGCUUGCUUUAUUGGUGUCCAAUAACUUUGCCGAGAUAAAAAGUAAUGUGUUUAAGCGUUUUAGCAAGGAUAACAUUCACGGUCUGGUAUACUUUGAUUCAGUAGAGAGAUUUCACAUUUCGGCAUUCAUGUUAUUCGUUUUGGCUCAAAAUAUUUUGGAGGCUGAGGGUCCCUGGUUUGAAAGUUUUGUUUCUAACGCACUCAUGGUUUUCAUCUGUGAAAUGGCUAUUGAUAUCAUAAAACAUUCAUUCAUUGCCAAAUUCAAUGACAUAAAGCCUACUGUAUAUUCUGAGUUCCUUGAAGACCUAUGCAAGCAGACUUUGAAUACGCAAACUGAGAGUGCAAAGAAAAAUCUCACAUUUGUACCUCUGGCACCAGCUUGUGUGGUUAUCCGGGUGCUGACUCCGGUCUAUGCUGCUCAUCUUCCAUAUAAUCCCCUCCCAUGGAGGCUCUUCUGGAUUUUGUUCUUGUGUGCUAUGACCUAUGUCAUGCUCACAAGCCUCAAGGUGAUGAUUGGCAUGGGCCUUCAAAAGCAUGCUACUUGGUAUGUGAAUAGGUGCAGAAAGAGAAAACACCAUCUCCACUAUGAUUAGUUUAAAAUUAGGGAAAAGCAAUUUUGUAAUAUUGGGAUUAAGUAACAUACUUAGCUUCCAUACCUCAACAAAUAAUAUAUUGGGAGACUCUUGGACCAGCUGAAUGCUCAAACACUAGGAGAGCUAAUAGCUGAGCAGCCGUAGAAGUUUCUAUGGUAGAGUUCACGAGGUACUAGCCUCAGAUUUUGUUGCAAAGAAGGGCUGCUUGCCGAUUCUGGAAUGGAACUGUUUAUAUACAGGUACAAAGCCUGCAAUUUUGCGUAAUGAAUGACAUAGGUGCUCUCCCUUAAUGUCUCUGGCUCAAAUGUUGUAGCGAGAUUCAUUCAUUUUGGGUCAUUCAAAUAUAGGUUUACAAUUUUUCUUUUACUA